This is a messenger RNA of Rhododendron vialii, 1443 nucleotides long. RefSeq names its product probable serine/threonine-protein kinase PBL28. NCBI's taxonomy places the organism in Eukaryota, Viridiplantae, Streptophyta, Magnoliopsida, Ericales, Ericaceae. The record is from RefSeq and is a predicted model, not a curated record. The transcript has 9 exons. Gene Ontology annotation, biological process: protein phosphorylation. Bases 197 to 1279 code for a protein of 360 amino acids. Gene Ontology annotation, molecular function: protein kinase activity; ATP binding.
CAAGCAAUCAGUACUCCCUGGUGUUCCUUCUCUCUCUUUUUCCUUAUUCUUAAAGUACAUCUCUCUCUCUCUCUCUCUAAAUCCAGGAACCGGAAUACCAUAUCGAUGUCCAGCAAUUACGUUAUCUCUACCGGACCGAGUAGAAUCUUUUGUUCAAUUUAUUGAAGUUCUCAAUUGGAAGAAGAAGUAUAUUAUCAUGCCUUUCGGAUUGGUCUCCGCGUGGAACAAGCGCAGGAGGAGCAAAUCCGAGGAUCUUGGCGACCCCUGGAAAUAUAAACCUGCAGAGUAUUGGCAACUCAAGGAUCAAAACCCGCCUUCAAAAAGACACCAUGGAUCAUCAGUUUUUACGCUCAAGGAAAUGGAGGAAGCGACAAACUCUUUCGCCGAGGGGAAUUUGAUUGGGAAAGGAGGAUUUGGCCGCGUUUACAAAGGCACUCUGCGGUCUGGAGAGGUUGUUGCAAUCAAGAAAAUGGAGCUACCGCCAUUUAAAGCAGCAGAAGGGGAGCGCGAGUUUCGGGUGGAAGUCGACAUCUUGAGUAGAUUGGACCAUCCUAAUCUGGUUUCCCUUAUUGGGUAUUGUGCUGAUGGGAAGCACAGGUUUCUAGUUUAUGAAUACAUGCACAGGGGAAACUUGCAAGAUCAUUUAAACGGAAUUGGAGAAGUGAAGAUGGAAUGGCCUAUGAGGCUCAGAGUGGCAAUUGGAGCAGCAAAAGGACUUGCUUAUCUCCAUUCAAGCUCUGCCGUUGGGAUUCCUAUUGUCCAUAGAGACUUCAAAUCCACCAACAUCCUAUUGAACACCAACUUUGAAGCCAAGAUAUCAGAUUUUGGGCUCGCUAAGUUAAUGCCAGAGGGACAGGAAACUUAUAUGACUGCUAGAGUUCUCGGUACUUUUGGCUAUUUUGAUCCUGAGUAUACAGCGACAGGGAAACUCACCUUGCAAAGUGAUGUGUAUGCAUUUGGAGUUGUUCUGCUUGAGCUUUUGACUGGACGGAGAGCUGUGGACCUGAACCAAGGACCCAGUGAUCAAAACCUUGUAUACCAAGUAAGGAAUAUAUUGAACGACAGGAAGAAGCUGCGGAAGGUGAUCGAUCCGGAGAUGAGCAGAAGUACGUACACGAUGGAGUCCAUAGCCAUGGUCGCGAACUUGGCAUCGCGGUGUGUCCGUGCUGAAAGUAGUGAGAGACCCUCAAUGGAGGAUUGUGUAAAAGAACUCCAACUCAUUCUGUGUACAAAUUCAAAAGGCUUGGGAAUGGCCAUGCAUACACUCAGAAUGGUGUAGAAUUAUUACCCCCGGUAAAAUAAGACUGUUCUUUGUAGAAAAAAUCAAAAAUUGCUCAGAAGAUUAUGGGGUGGAUGUCUAUAUGCUUAGCAGUGCAGUAAUUUGUAAAAAUUUGAGAAGGGACACAAAUUUGGUAGAUACAAUAAAGAAGUUUGUGUAAUCAA